AUGGAAUUUAAUAUCGAUAACACAUUGAGUCAUAAUAACAAACAAAAAUCUAACGAUGAAGAAGGUGAACAACCUAAACCAAAUUCUGGUUCAAAAACCAAAGUAAAAUUUGUUUAUGGUGAUGAAAAAAUUUAUGAUGAGGAGUUCGAUGAAAUAAAUGAAUUUAUAUACGAUGAUGAGAAAACCAAAUUUGUUUACAAUGAUGAGAAACCUGAAGAAGAGAUUAUUUUUGGCGAAGAGAAUACUGAGUUUACUUCUGAGGGCGAAAAAAUCAAGUUUAUUUAUGAUGACGAGAAAACUUACAAUGAUGAAAAAACUGAAGAGAAUAUUAUUUAUGGCGAUGUGGAUACUGAGUUUAUUUCUGAGAAAGAAAACAAGUUUAUUUAUGGUGAUGAGAAAAAUGAAAAACUUCAAUUUAUUUACGAUGAUCAGUUUGUUUAUGAUGAUGAAAAAACCGAAAGCGAUGAGUUUAUCUAUAGCGAGGAGAAAGAGGAGAAAACUCAGUUUAUUUAUGGCGAUGAGCAAUCCGAAGAUAAGUUUGUUUACAGUAACAAUGAUCCAACUUGUGAUAAAUUUGAUUAUGAAACCGAAUAUUACAUUGAUAAACAACCUGAUGCAUAUGAAGAAAAAGCUGAAGGAAGACAUUUGGUUUACAGUAAUGUUACUUCCACGUCAACUGUAUAUCCUAAAAAAUCUCAUAACGAUUCAUAUAACAGCACUGAGAAACCAAAUGUUCAAUAUAAGGGCAAGAACAAGAGUACUAUGUCAGAACAAGGAAAUAUUAUUAAUGAUUCAAAUGAAAUUCUUGGAGAGAAAUCAAAAUAUGAACAUAAACCUUUGAAUAAAGAACGAUUUACUGAAAUGACAGCUGAGUCGAUCCAGAUUAAACCGAAUCUAAGUAAUGAAUCGAGUGCGGGCAAUUCAGAUGUCAGCUCAAACAACGAAAUACUCACUAAAAAGCAAAGGAGGCUUCUUAAUAAACAAAAAAGUCAAGUUGAGGAGCAAGCUAAGGGAGAAUUUGUUGAAAAACGAGAACAUGCUGAUGAUAAGCAAGUUAAGGGUAAAGAACGAGAAUUAACUGAUGAAAAGCAAGUCAAGGGUAAAAUUGUUGAAAAACGAGAACAUACUGAUGAUAAGCAAGUUAAGGGUAAAGAACGAGAACGAACUGAUGAAAAGCAAGUCAAGGGUAAAAUUAUUGAAAAACGAGAACAUGCUGAUGAUAAGCAAGUUAAGGGUAAAGAACGAGAACGAACUGAUGAAAAGCAAGUCAAGGAUAAAAUUGUUGAAAAACGAGAACAAGCUGAUGAUAAGAAAGCUAAGGGUAAAGUUGUUGAAAAACGAGAUCAAGCUGAGAAUAAAUUUGUUGAGAUAGUAUUUCAUUUGCAUUUUCCUAAGGCAAUUACUGGGAACCUUUUUGUAACUGGUAAUAUCAAUGAACUUGGCAAUUGGAAUGAACUUAUAGUUAAACUUGAUCAAUAUAAGCGAGGUAUUGCUCAACGGUAUGCAGCCACUUCUUAUUGGUAUUCGAAAACUGUUCGUAUUCCAAUUGUAAGAUUUCAAAAUGUUGUUAGAUAUAAGUAUGCAGUAUUGGAAUCAAGAAAAUACGGUAAAAGAAACGAUACGCGCGUAAAUUAUGAAGGGAACAACGACAAGGACAAUCGUGUGCUAGAAAUCCAUAAUCAAAACCAAUUUGAUAUUUGGAAAAAUAACUCUAUUCACGGUGGACGAGUCACUGAUUAUAUGUUCUUGAAAGUAAUUUAUGAUUCAGUAAGUUUAGAAAAUUUGAAGGAAAAAAUUUUAGAAUAUGACAGUAUUUUAAAACAGCAUCAGGAAUUUACUUUAGCCGAAACAAAUAUUCAAUUUAUUAGCGAGCAUGCAUCGGAAUGGAGUACUAGUAUUGCUAAACGGCAUUUUUUAUGUUUCCUUUUAGGACAUUGUCGUCAUAAUAUUACUGGAAAAUUUGAAUUUCCAAAAAAUUUUAAUUCGACUUCUUUUCUCAAAACUGCUUUCAAAGUUCAAGCAACCACAUUCCCAUCCGAUAAUAUGCGUAUCGUAUUAAAAGGAAUUGACUAUUUAAUUCAUCACAAUAUCGAUAACGGAUUACUCGACUGGCUCCCUAUCUUUACCUUGGCACCGUUAAUCGACCAACAAUAUAAGUUUAUGGAAACAAUAUCUCUUGCUAAGUGUGAUGAAAAGUAUGUCGAAAGAUGUUUCGAAAUUAUAUUGAAAAAUAAAUUUGGACUAAUGAAUGAAAAUACUUAUAUUAGAGUUUUUAAGUGGUUGUUUGACCAAUGCAACAACAUGAAAAUGUUUUCAAACAUUUGGCAAUCAAUUAAUCAUUCUGAUAAGUUUGACACGCAGCUUCAGCCCUAUUUGGUAGGAAGAAUCGAAAAACAUAUAUCUAAGGAUGAUCUUGUUGGUUUACACAAAAGUUUUAUCGAGAUUCCCGAAGAUAUUGGAAGUUUAGUCGCUAAACCAUUUAGAGAAAGAACUCUUCAUUUAUUGACUACUAGCCGUAAUUCAAUUUGGGAACAAUCUCGUUCAGAUUCGCUUUAUUUUCUUUUAAAUUCCGCAAAUUUACGUUGGACAAAAGAUGAAUAUAUUAUCGUAUUGGAAACUUUGUCAAACUUAGAAGAAUAUCAGCUAUUAAGCGUGUUUCCAUUUUUGUUAGAAAAUUGGAUUGUUAAAUCCAAAGAUACUAAAGAUGAGAAAAUAACUCAAAUUUGUAUCCAAUGGUAUAAAAACCUUCUUAAAAAAAUGUCUCAGAUAUCAUCCAAUUCAGCCGCUCGUGAAGUAGAAUUUAUAACCUCAGUUUUUAAGAAAUUGUCAAUGGUCUGUUCAGUAAUUAAUGAUCAAACCAUCUUGGAUAAAUUAAUGGAUAUGACGUCCUAUCGUAUCAACCAAUGUUUGGAAAGAAGCAUUUUUGCUGCUACAGUUGGAGUUGCAGAGUUUGACCAAUUAGUGUGGCGCGCUUUUACGAGAGUUAUUAAAGGAAAGAUUGAUUUUAUGCCAAUAAACCAUGACGAAUUUUUAUUAAAGAAAAUGAAAACAGUUUGUGGUUCAACCGGAAAUACUGAAAAUUUUCAUUCUCACUCACUUGUGCAAGAAGCUGGAAAAGCCAUUAUCAAGUUAACUACUAUGAUUAAUGAUAGUUCUAUCGAUCUUCUUCUUCUUCAGAAUUUACUUAAAAAAAACAAUGAUGAACUUCAUUAUUAUUUAAAUUCUGCAAAUUUUAUCAGAAAUGAUAAAGAAAUAAUUACUGUAGAUACAUUGGCUAAAGUUCGUCAGGAUUGUCAACUUUAUGAAAAAAAAUUGAAAAAACUUGACAAUUUUUAUAAAAAAUUUUGUCCAUAUCAAAAAGCCAAUGAUGUGCAAAAUUAUCUUGAUGAAUUAAGAAAGCGAAGCAAAAAUUUGGAUCACGUUUCACUAAAAGAAUCUUUAUCAGAAGAACAUUGGAGCUUUCAUAAAGGGAUCAUGGCAACAGCAGAUGUUACAGAUCAAUUCAACAAUUCUCAAACAUUUUAUAACGUUUUUGAAGAACAAUUUAACCUUUAUGAAUCAAAUGAAGAGAUAGGGGUUGAAUUUAUAGCAAACAAAUUAAUGCAAGAUAUUGUGAGAGAUUAUAAUGAUAUAUGUAAGAAUUACGAAAAUUGGGGAAAACUCAAAUAUUCCAAGGCAAUUUCAUUUUGGCGAAAUGUUUCUAAUUUCGAUGAUGAAAUAGAGUUAAUGAGUCGAAUUGGAACAAUUGAUAAAAGUGAGAAAUUCAUGAGAACGAUUAGGUAUCUUUCCGAAGUUAAAGUUUGGAUUGAACGUUUAGAAUAUUUAUCAACUUUACUUGUGAUUUUCGAAGUGUCUCAAGACUGGCUUGGAAAUGAGAUUUCAAGUUUGAAUGAUCAAGAUUUAAAUUUGAGUACAUUAAGUAUUUCCUUUGAAAAUUUAGAUGAAAAAUUUUAUAAAUUCAAUCCAAACAUUUGGGCAUUGAUUAAGGAAUUGUCUCAAUCCGAAGAAUUUAUUGGAUUCUUAACAACUAUAGCAGAACAUGACAUGAAAAAUUUGAUUAAUGGUGUCGACGAGCACUCGGAUACAAGAUUGAUUCAAGAAGAUACAGUUUCUUCACUUAUUCAAGUUAAGCAAUUCUUGAAUCCAUUAAUGACUAAAGCAAAUUUAACUUUGGACGCGUUUGUGAAAGAGUUAAAUGAGAUUGUUAACCAAAAUCCUUCAGCAACGAGUAAAUUAACAUUAUGUAAUAGCUAUAAUAUGGCUUUGCAAAAUAUGUAUAAUACCAUAUCUAAUCGUGGUGAAGUUACAAAGGAAAAGAUCCAAAAUGCUGUAAAUAUUGGUACAUAUGAAUUUGUUAAAGAGGAAAAGAAUGAGGAAUGCAUUUUGACAUUGUCAUAUGUUUCUAAAUCAGAAACGAUGAAGUACGGUAUAAAUGAGUUACAAGAUUUACGUGGCAGAGCGCUUUUAAUUUCAAAGCCUGGUGGCUCUUUUGGACAAGUUGAUGAUGUCAAGAACAAAAUGGAUGAAUUUGUAACGCAAGUUGAUUUGGCUCAAAAUAUAAUUACUUUAGCGAAAAAGUUAACACAAUUAGGUCAUUUUGGAUAUCGAAAAUAUAAUGAAAAAGCUAAAAGCACCAAACAAUUAGACAAAAUAGUAGAAAAUUUAAAAAAAGAAUUGGAUAUCUGUAAAGGAUUUAGUUGUAGGAAAGGCGAUUAUUAUCUUAUUUUAAAAGAGAUUGGUGAAAGAUUGGAAAAUAUAUUUGGAACCCUUCAAAAACAAACACGACCAAUAAAAGAUUCUGGGGAACGCAUAAUUUCAGAUGUAGUGAAACGUGGAGAAUUAUUUGUCGCAGCUUGCGAUGAUAAAUCGAAAGUUCCUAAUAUAAUAAUGUCAUUUUAUGCCAAUCAUGGAUCUUAUCCAGAACCUUGGCAACUUUUAAUGUGUACGACAUCAACUACAGAAGAAGAACUUUCAAUAUUUAUCAAAAGAUGUUUUUUUGCAUCGAAACAUGGUUAUGAAAAUCAUUUAUUUUGUAUUGCGAAUUUAGAGUCACUGGAUUUCGAAUUACAAUAUGAUUUAGUGAAUAAUAUAAGAUCUCUUGUGGAAAAAGUAAAUGAUUACUAUUUAGCAUUGAUAUGUUAUUCCGAACCUGGCGUGCAUCAUCAUAUUUUGGACCAAUUUUCUGAAAAUGUUCAUCCUUCUAAUGGACUUAGCACUAAAGCAAUGAAAGCGAUUUAUCGCGAAAUAUGUUUAGAUGUUACGUGCGUAACUUCGGAUUUAUCUGGACUAGGAAAAACCGAAUGGAUUAAACAAGAGAGUUAUAGAAAACACCUAAUUCCUAAAACUUUUCCCAUAAGUGACGGAGCAAGUUAUAAUUCACUUACAAGACAGCUUAGGGAUUUCCGUAUUCGAGAUUUUGAUAGCCUUCAUAUAAACAUAAUAUCCGCUGAUAACCCUGAGGAAGUUAAUUUAUUUUUAUUUCAACUAUUAACUUUGGGAAUCGUUUCAAAUAACACAGAUAUAGCAAGCCUUCCAAACACGAACAUUUUUAUUGAGAUAGCUUCUAGUGUUGAUCAACACUUGCUCAAAUCCCUUCCAUUUAUUAGUUGUUUAGAUAAACCCAAUUUAAUAUGGCAUAUUAAUAGAUUGAUGGUAUCCCAAGAAAUACAUAGUCCAAUUCAAGUUGUUUGUCAUUAUUUAAAUAGUUAUGAAGAGUUGGAGCUUGAUAGGGAAGAUAUUUUAUUCCGACCACAAUUGUCCACCGACAAUGAAAACAUUGUUAGAACACCGCUUCCACCGAAAUUAUGUCAAAAACUAUUGGAUAAAUACUUCUUUCAAAGAAUUGAUUCUAAUAUUUCAUCUUUUCGUUUUUUAGAAAUUUUUAUAAAUGUUUUCGCAGAUCAAUUAAUUAGAUUAUCUGGAAGUUCAUUCUUUGAAGUUCAUCAUUUAAGUCUGAUGACUCAAGAAACCAAUAUCCGAACAACAUUAUUUGAUACAUUACUCCAAGUUUCAAAGGAUUUUGCUACAAAAUCAAUUCAGACAAAAUCUGCACAAUUACAAGCAGUUACACAAGAUCAAGGACAAGAGGAGCAAGAAUUAGCGAAUUUGGUUCAAUGGGAUGAUUCUAAUCAUCUUUUGGUAUUUUUUAUGUCUCAACUCCCAGACUCGAUUUGUGCUUUAUAUCGCGACAAAUCAAAAGUUCCAAUCAAUGUUCAAAAUUUAUUAAAAAGUCAAGAUAUCGAAAAGGAAUGGAAUUUAGUAGAUUAUCACACAAUGUCAUCGGAACAAUUAUUAUUGACUUUAGAACGUUUAGCACGCAAAACAAUGCAUAAUAUUAAAUAUCCACCAUAUGCUUUAUCGGUAGAUAAUCUGCUAAAAAUGGCAUUGAUGUUGUUGAGAACAAGAGCUAAUAUUCCUGUAGUUGUAUGCGGUGAGGCAGGGUGCGGCAAGACAAGUCUAAUCGGUUUCUUGGCCAAAGUUGUGGAAGUGGAAUUUAGCGCACUUAAUAUUCAUGCUGGUAUCACAAAGCAAAAUAUCAAGGAUUUCAUGAGAAAAUUUGAUAAAAAAGCACAAGCUAAAGAGACAUGGCUAUUUUUUGAUGAAAUCAAUACUUGUAAUCAUAUAGGAUUGUUGGCAGAUCUUAUUGCUCAUCGAAUGCUUGACGGAAAGCAAAUUCAUCCAAAUAUUCGACUUUUUGCAGCCUGUAAUCCAUAUCGUAUUCGGAACAAAAGUGUUAGUAAUGUUGGAUUAAAAACGAACAAUAUUAGAUUUGAAGAACGAAGUUGCCUCGUCUAUGAAGUUAAACCUCUUCCAGACCAAAUCUUAGAUUACGUAUGGGAUUAUGGUAGAUUGCAGCCAAAAGAUGAACAGACUUAUAUACAAAUAAUGGUACAAGGAUCAUUUGGAAGUUCCAUACUUGCAGAAUUACUAUUUGCAUCACAAGAAUUUAUUCGUAAUGUAGAAGAGCCAUAUAGUGUAAGUUUACGUGAUGUUAAAAGAGCCAUUAAAUUGGUCAAAUUUUUCCAAGAAACUCUUGAAACCCGUCAAAAAGAGAAUAAUAUAUAUCCUGGUGAUUCACCGGACAUCGUUACUCGGUCUUAUAUUUUAGCAUUAGGAUUAUGUUAUAUGUCUCGCUUAUAUGAUCGUGAAUUAAGAAAGAGAUAUCGUGAAACAAUGUGUCAGAUCUUUCUUCGUAUCGAGGAGUAUAAAAAUUUAAAUGAACCCCGUUUUAACGAGAUUAUAAGGGAAGAGCAAAUAGAUUAUAUGACAAGGAUGACGUGUCCGCCAAAUACUGCAUUCAAUGAGGCAUUAUUGGAGAAUGUAUUGGCUAUUAUUGUUUGUAUAUUAUGUAAAGUGCCACUCUUUAUUGUGGGUUCGCCGGGUUCUUCAAAGUCACUAGCAAUCCGACUUGUACACCAGAAUCUUAGGGUUGGGUUGGCUGAAACCAGUCCUUAUAAUCCUCUGAAAGUUCUUCACUCAUUGUUGGAGCCAAGCUAUCCGGCUGAUGGACCUACAGUUUCGGUAGUCGGAAUUUCAAAUUGGCGAUUGGACAACAGCAAGAGUAGUAGAGCAUUAUUAGUGCAAAGACCAAAGUUUGAUUUGGAAGAUCUUGUUGAAACUGCUUUAAAAGAAGCGGAUCCACCACUUUUAAAUAGAUUUGAGAAGCAAAGGAUGACAAUGAACGAUUUCCUUAGCAAAGAGGACAUAGAAUUAGUUUCGCAGUUGGAAGAAUGGACGCGACAAAUGUCAACGAUGGCGGGAUCAAUACAAUCUCAACAUAAAUUUACUCGAAAAGAUUUAUUUAUUGGCUUUAAUGAAGAAGAAACAUUGCAAAGUCUAAUCAUUGAUAUCAAGAAAAACUUCCCUGAUAUUGGAGAAACAGAAGUCCUUGAAAAAUGCAAGGAUGCUUUAGUCGCAAUUGCUACAUCUGAUGGAAUGGUCCGGAUUGAUAAAUCCCCCCUAGAUCCUGAUGAAAUUCAACACUGGAAAAAUAUCUAUUUCCAAGUUCAACAUCAUAACGAUAUAGCAGAUUAUUUUCAGGAUUUGUUGCAUGAACAGAGUAUGGAUGAAGGUCAAAAUGCGGAAUUUCAACUUAUUCACGCAUGUCCCGUAAUUCUUAAUGAUAUUAUUAUGGGUAAUCAUGAUGUUAUAAAUACACAAAAUUUUGAAGAACAUCUCGUUAAUGAAGUUACGAGUUUGAUGCUUAAAAAGGUUAACAAAUGUCUGGAGAAGAAUCAGGAGAUUGUUGAAAUACAACUCGAAAUUAGAAAUAUUUUGAAUCUCUGUGAAAAACUUACAAAUUUUAACAAGACCGAACCUUUUCAAUUGUUACAAAUUUGUAAUGAUCUAUUAACAACCGAACUAAUUCCAUUGAAGUUUAUUAAGGAAAUUAGCAAGGUUGGAGAGGGAGAGGAAAUAUUUUCAACAAAGUUCAUCGUCAAAGUUUUUGAAGCUCUUGAAAACUUCAAUCAAUCCAACGCAAUAUUGUUUGCAAAGCAAUCUUUCAUCAUGAGGAGUUUAGAAAUUAUUCCAUCUGAUUCAAAAUCUAUGUUGGAACUUUAUCAUAUUUUAUUCUUGGAUGAACCCUUCCCUCUUAUGGGGCAAAUCAUUAAGAGUGUUAUUGAAGAAGAAAGCAAUAAAGACGAGACUUUCAACUUCUUUUCAUGUUUAGAUAAUCCUAGAAGGGUGUUAAAUUCACAAAGAUUUGUAAUCAUAAAUAAUUGUCUUGAAACUAAAGCUCUUUUAUUACAUGCAAUUCUUGAUAGAAUGUUUAUAACACCACCCAAGAAUGCGAGUUUGAAGACACCUGAAGAGCGUGAGGAAUGGGAAACGUACUUUGCGCGACAUUAUGUUUUGCCUUUAAUUAAAAAUGUCACAAUUACAACUACUGAAUUCCGUGAAAUUAUGAAAAGUUAUAAACAAACGGGAGGAAAUAAUAGGAUUGGAAAUUUGAAUCAGAGCAGAUUUGACUCAUCUGAAAUCGAUAAUACCGAAUCCAUGUCUGCAUCCCAUAGUGAAUUUUCAUCAAGUUUUGCGGGAUCAUCCGUACCAAUACAACAACAAUUUUCAUCGAAUUCAAAUUCUUUUGCGGGACCAUCUAAUUCAAGUUCUUUUGCGGAGCCAUCAUCGUCACAACGAAGACCUCGUAAAAGAGGUGGAAGAAAGUAUGGAAAAAAUGACGAAGGAAUGAUUAUAAAACAAGAUGAUAUUUUCACAACAAUUAAGGGUAGAGUGAAAGAUAUUAUUAGUCAAGAAAUCAUUGAUACAGAAAUGGAUCAACAAAUCAAAAAUUUGCGACUUAUUAAAGGGUUGCUUUUAGAAUAUUUAGUCAUUCAAAAGGAUGAUCGAGACAUUCUUAUUUCAAACCUUGUUGAGAAAUGCAAUUUGUUUUUCGAAAGUCUUUUGAAAAAUGAAAAAAUCUUUCAUCUAAUUCCUUUCACUAUUACUUUUGCGAUCGUACAUCUUACCGUCUUGAGAGAAUCCUUUAAAUUAAAAAUGUCAAACGUUGAUGAGGUGAAAAGAAUUAUUUCUCGUUAUAAAAACCAUUUUUCGGAUUCGUUUCAUCAAUUCUUUACGUGGAGGAUGAAUCAAAUAACAACAAAAACCUCGAUUUCAAAUGAUUUAAAUUCAGCAUCGUUCCUUACUAUUCUUGCUAAUGGUGAGGUUAGAGAUAAUAUCAGCAACAAGCUAGUUAAUUAUGUUGCAAAAUCUUCAAAUGAUCAAAUCUUUUUUAAAGUCUUUGAUCUCAUCAAGUUAAGAAUGUUUAAUGAGGCCAAGGCAGAAUUUAUGAAAAUUUUUUUACACGUCUUUUCAUUAGUCAAAUUCUUUCCUGAAAUACCUUGGCAUCUUAAGCCUCUUAAUAUAUCAAGUUUUUGGGUUGGUCCAUACGGAAUUGAUACGUUUCCUGAUGGUUCACAUAAUUUGGAAGAUAAUUAUAGAUUUCUUUAUAAUUUAUCUGAAGAUGAUCCUGGAAUUAUCACAAAAAUUAUAUUAAGACAUGGUACUGUAAUUGACUUUAUUCAAGCUUAUUAUAAAGAACUUAGAAAUGAUGAAAGUUCUAGAGCGGGAAAGAAAAUUGGUGGAAAAGGUGGAAGUGAACAUAUAGUUUCAGAUCUAGAUAAUCAUUCGAAAUAUAUCGUUGCUAUCAAUCUGAAGUUUGGUCGUGGACUUCUUUCUGUUAUAGAAUUUACUUUUAAUGAUGGUAAAUCUACCGGACCAAUCGGAAUACCCGAUGUUCCAAUAACUGGAACUGUACAAAUUGGCCCAUUUGGAAAUCAUAAUGAAUUUAGAUUAUCAGGAAUUAUUGGAGGUGGAGGAAGGUUUCACGCUAAUGAUAAUCGUGAAGAAUAUGUCGCUCAUAUAGCAUUUCAAUUUCAAUAUAUUGAGUCUCUUUGA
Funneliformis geosporum is the source of this 10395-nucleotide messenger RNA. Lineage: Eukaryota; Fungi; Glomeromycota; Glomeromycetes; Glomerales; Glomeraceae. The record is from the annotation of a GenBank genome assembly.